GUUUGGUUUCCUCGUCGAAACGCAAGUAAAUAAUGUUACACACUGUUUUUGUGCUGUUUUCGUUACUAUAUAUAAACAUUAAAAAAAACGCGCCCUUUUAAAUUUAUUGUUGGUUUUGUGAAAAGUUCAAAACCGACGACAGGGCGUCAGGAAAUACUACAUACAUAAUACGUAUCCUGUGACGUUUAGCUAUAACCCGGAAGUAGCUCUUUCGCGCAGGUCUAAACAAGCAUGGAACCUAGUAGGGGCAAGACGUGUUCACAGGCUCUCCUAUCAUGUGGGAACGAAGAUCUGGGUGAGAAGUUUCUCCUAAAACCAAAAACUGGCAGCACCUUGCAGACUGAGAGGCUACCUAGAAGCAGCGUACUAGAUCGUCUGCAGACCUUCUUGCCUCAAAUAUCCAAAGCCAAUGAGGAGCUGGAGCAGCAAAAGGAGAUGGCUCCUCCAGGACACUUUGACAUUGAGUGUGUAGACCAGGCUCAGAAGAUCAUAGAGAUGGAUAUAGCUCUGGUAGAGCUAAGCAGUUCAAACGAGGAAGCUGACAAUGAAGUUAUCUGGGAAGACUCCGAGGAGGACUCGGACCUUGACGAUUAUGUGCCUGAGGUCACUGAAGAGAACCUGAAAAUACCAGGAAGUGGAGUCGGGAAGAAAGUGGCGGGCAUACAGGUUCUAGACAAUCCGGAAAAAGUAGACAUUUCUGCUCCUGCAACUUGUGGAAAAAAAUAACAGUGGCCUCUAAUUUCUCCCUGCGCUCAAAAGACUCAUUCACUCUGGUUAUCAAAGAUCAUUAGCUACGACUGUGGAUGAAGUGUGUGUCGGAAUUCCUGCUCCAGACACAGUUGGAAAUCUACCUUUCAUAAUGUAAUCAUCAAAGGCCUGUGGACUGACAGUGUUGAGCAGAUUGAUAGUGACCUCCUUCUAUACCACAAUAUUUCUUUGUAAAUGUAAAAAAUAUAAGAAUAUAAGAACAGCUUCUGACUGUGCCUUAUUUAAAUAAAUGCUCUCCUUUAGUGAGAAAAUGUAAAAUAUAUACAGUAUAUAGUUUGUUGAAAGCUUGAGGUAAAAUUUACAUUCAUGUUCUCUUUUGGUUUUCACUUUUGUUACAUGUUUACAUCAGUUUAUGUCAUGGUGUGCUUCACAAAUAAAUAUUAUGAUCAAUUGUC
Cynoglossus semilaevis (tongue sole) is the source of this 1163-nucleotide messenger RNA. RefSeq names its product NOP protein chaperone 1 (gene nopchap1). Gene Ontology annotation, molecular function: box C/D methylation guide snoRNP complex binding. Bases 232 to 726 code for a protein of 164 amino acids. Lineage: Eukaryota; Metazoa; Chordata; Actinopteri; Pleuronectiformes; Cynoglossidae. Gene Ontology annotation, biological process: box C/D snoRNP assembly. The transcript is spliced from 4 exons. The record is from RefSeq and is a predicted model, not a curated record.